AUGAUGGAGUCAAAGGAAACCACAAGUGUUAAGGUCUUCCGGUCAAGCAAUCUUGGCCAUGCGAAAGAAGAAGAUGCACAUGAACUUUUAAGUUAUGAUAUUGAUCCUUUGCAAUCCGCCUGUCUUAAGGAAUCUAGAACAAAAUCCUUCAACUCCUUAGAAGAAGAAACAACUCUAAUCGGACUUGCAUUUGGUGGUUAUCUAAGAUCUAAGAUAAAGUGCAUGAAAUGUGGUGGAAAAUCAGAGCGACAUGAGCGGAUGAUGGAUCUCACUGUUGAAAUUGAAGGUGAUAUAGCAACUCUUGAAGAGGAUCUGGAUAAAUUUACAUGCACUGAAGUAGUAGAUGGUGAAAACAAGUACAAAUGUUGCUAA
Lactuca saligna is the source of this 372-nucleotide messenger RNA. The record is from the annotation of a GenBank genome assembly. Lineage: Eukaryota; Viridiplantae; Streptophyta; Magnoliopsida; Asterales; Asteraceae.